Plasmodium malariae is the source of this 558-nucleotide messenger RNA. Its product is annotated as conserved Plasmodium protein, unknown function. The record is from RefSeq and is a predicted model, not a curated record. NCBI's taxonomy places the organism in Eukaryota, Apicomplexa, Aconoidasida, Haemosporida, Plasmodiidae. The coding region runs from base 1 to 558 and encodes 185 amino acids. The transcript has 5 exons.
AUGAAAUCAGGAGCAGAUAAAAACAAAAAGAAAGAAGAUGUACAGUUAAUGAAGGCAAGAGAACUGAAAGAAAAAAUAGAGUCUAUGAAAAACGAUUUAGCGGAAAAAACGAAACUUAUGAACAUUAUAAAAGAACAAAGAGAAAAUAAAAUCGAAAAUAUUAAACAGCUAGAAAUAAAAAACAAAGAGAACUACGAAAAUUUUGUAAAUGAAUAUGAACAGAUACUAAACCAAUAUAAAAAUAUAGAAAAAGAAAUUCAUGAUAUGUUAGAUGAUUUAAAAAUGUUGUCCGAGAAGUCGUACAUAGAGCUUAAAAAAGAAAAGGCAAGUAUCCUUAAGAAUAAAAAUAUUAUUGUGGAAGAAAAAAGAAAAAAACUUGAGGAACAAGUGGAAAAAAUUGAACUUGAAAUAAGCAAACAUUCAAAUAUGCUAAACGACUUGUUGAUUAACAUUAAAGAAAUAUUUAAAAAAACCCAUGUCCAAUACGAACAAGAAAAGGAUCUAAAGCCUCUAUUAAUUAGAUUGCAGAACAUUAGUAAAAAAAAUAAAAUAAAUUAG